This is a messenger RNA of Actinia tenebrosa (Australian red waratah sea anemone), 3001 nucleotides long. RefSeq lists its product as uncharacterized. Lineage: Eukaryota; Metazoa; Cnidaria; Anthozoa; Actiniaria; Actiniidae. The record is from RefSeq and is a predicted model, not a curated record.
AUGGGUAGAAAGGCUGCGCCCGAACAAUGUCCGCAAAGUACACAAAAUAAGAWCUUCGCAGGCUUUAGAGCUUGUUCUUGCCAAGAUGGGUUUUACCGGCUCGAUCGGUUCGAAAAGUGUUACUCUUGUCCUGACGAUGGUGUCAUGUGUUUUAACGAGUCCAUGACACUGAAGCCUGGGUACUACUGGCAGUGGAUUUCCCAGUCGGAGAAAGAGAACUACAUCAACUUUACCAACAACCUGCAAAUCUUUGAUGACAGUUAUAACAAAGACCUGGUUACCUUUAAUAGAUCUUUCCCCAAACAUUACCAAUGCCCAAAAUCAGAGUCAUGUCUGGGUGGCCUGGACGCUAAGUGUGCUGAUGGUUACGCGGGACCCCUGUGUGCUGUAUGUGAUAAAAGACACUAUAGACUAGUUGCUAACUGCUUCAAAUGUCCAGCACUUGGUUGGCGUAUUUUCCAGAUUAGCGCCAUCUCCUUGGUGGUCGUAGCAUUAUUGUUUUUGGUUAUCAAAGUUAAGCGACGGAAGACGCAGUACAAGCGCUCCUUUGUCGACAUCAUUCUUGCUCGUCUCAAGAUCACCGUUUCUUUCUAUCAAAUAUUCUCUAGUACACUUGAUGGAUUUUCGUACGUCCAAUGGCCAAGUGCCUUGAUCAAGAUUAGUAAAUACGCCAAGUUAGUUCAGCUGAAUGUUAUCCAGAUUGCCCCUCUGCAUUGUUUCAGCUCUCGUUUCAAGAUGGAUGCUUAUAGUCGUCUUGUUACUGCAUGCUCGGUUACUGCUUUGGUUAUCCUCGUGGCUUUGGUCUAUUACAACUUUAAACGUUAUUAUCUUCAUAAGAGGGCCAAGCGAUCUGGAAAGACUACCAUUCUCUCUGACCUAGAAGGCACGAAAGAGGCCUGCUACCGGAACGUCUUCCUGUUCAUUUUCGUAACUUACCCACAGACAUGUACGACGAUAUUCCAGAUGUUACCGGCAGCCUGUCACAGAAUCUGUCAAGACAGCAGCCAGAAACAGUGUACCUUCUACUUGAAAGCUGAUUACUCCAUAACUUGCUUUACUGACAAGUACAAUCUGUAUGUCAUCCUGGUUUAUGUUGCUUUGGUCUACCCUUUUGCUGUUCCAUUGCUAACAGUAGCGGUUCUGUUGAAGUAUCACUAUAGAAACUUAAGAAAGAAACCGGCGGAUUACAAGUUCAAUAAUGAACAGAUGAGACAAAACGAGAUUGAUGCAUCAUUGAGUCAACACACAAACCAACACAGAAACACUACGCAUUUAUCUUGUACCCCAACUCAAGACAACCACAAUAUGAAAAGGGAAACUAGACAAAUCAAAAUCCUUCCAGAACCACAAGUAGAGUUUAUGACAGACGAGAUACAGGAUGUCACUAAGAACAACGUAGAUAACCUAACAUCCUCUUUUUCAAAAACUGAUCAUAAAAAUCUUGAAUUUGAUAGCAACGAAGGGCUGGAAGGCACAACGGUGGAGAACCAAAAAGGUUAUAGAGUGGAAGGAAACGGUUCUGAAAGUACCACGAUCACUACCCUACCGAUCAUAUCAGGCAUGAGUUUUAUAUUCGAGAACUAUGCGGAAAAUUGCUGGUUUUGGGAAACCAUUGAAAUGAUGAGGAAACUGCUGCUGACAUCUUGUUUCACUCUGAUUGGUGCUGAAGGACGAACCUCUCUUGGAGUCGCGUCUGUUAUGUCUGGUUGUUAUGCCAUACUCCAUGCUCAUUUUAAACCAAUCCCUGACAAGUUCGAGCAUGUUCUUCAGCUGACGUCACUUCUGGUUACAUUUGCCAACACGUGUAUUGGAAUGAUGCUCAAAAUAGACCAGGGUGCUUUGCUACAUGCUGAUGCUAAGUUCAUGGAUUCUUUGAUUGUUACGGUACUGCUGGUCAUGGCUAACAUCAUGGUCACGACUCUUGUAGUCGUAAAAUAUGCGAUAGCUGUUGGUCAGACCAUCUAUUCCGUCAUCAAAAAUCCUCGCUGCUCUCUCGCUUGCUGCCUGUCAGUCUUUCUAACACUUGAUGAAGCGCAAAGUGAAGCAAGAAGUAUGGAAAGUAGCAGUGGAUGGCAGAUGAAAACACAGCUGCAAAGUGGCAAUGAAAUUGAAGGACAUUCUAUUGAARCUGCUGCUGGUGAUUAUGGUCUAACUCAGAUAGGUAUGGAUGAUGACGAAGAGGAGAAUCAUCUUGACAAUGGGGAAGAUAAGGAAGGUGACAAAAAUGAAGACAAGAAACGUAUGAAGAGACACAAAAUAACUAUACUUUGAAAGUUUUGUUACGUUUGUUUUAUUUAUUUAUUUGUGUUAUUUAUCUCUGAAAGCGGCACAAAUCGACCAAAAGAGCGUGUGCGUGCGCGAUAUAUAUACCUGUAGUUGAAUAUAGCUGCAUAAGACGUUAAAUUGUAACCAAUAAGCGCGCUGGAUUUAUGAUAUUUACUCGUGUAAAAAUACUAAAUAAGUUAAUCAAUUACAGCGAAAAUCGCUGCAUCGCGACCCGCCAUUUCAAAACCCUGAUUGGAUUUUGGUCUUUUCCGUGCCGUCAAUCAUCUUGGGUUUAUGCAAAUGAGUCUGCGAACACGAUCGCUCAGAGCUUCGGCCAUCAACGUAUGUUUUUUUYCGAAAAUGUAAAAUGACUUUGUGAUAUUCCAAGGAAUUGCGAUGGAGAGUUAAUUGUUUAUUAUAAUUUCUAGCGCUAUGAACGCUCGAUUUGUGAUGUGAGAUUGUAUCUAAUGAAUGUAUGCUAUUUCAUAAUACACUCAACAAAAUUACUCGAUUCUGAUUGAACAAGAGGAGUACAAUUAAAUCGUCAAUUGACUUCUGUAAAGUCCAGAUUAAGUUGCUCAAUUCUGUUGAGUGUAUUAUUAUAUUGAUUUCUUAUAGUGACUAUCUGCCUGGCUUAAAGAAAGACACAUAUUAAAUCAUGAAAUCAUUAAUUAAGAACUCCUUGUUUGUUUGAUCUAUCAUUUCUGAUAUAAUUUUUUUUGCUGUUGCGGUAAUG